This is a messenger RNA of Bipolaris oryzae ATCC 44560, 261 nucleotides long. RefSeq lists its product as uncharacterized. NCBI's taxonomy places the organism in Eukaryota, Fungi, Ascomycota, Dothideomycetes, Pleosporales, Pleosporaceae. The record is from RefSeq and is a predicted model, not a curated record. The coding region runs from base 1 to 261 and encodes 86 amino acids. The transcript has 2 exons.
AUGGCGUCGUCACACUCCAAGGUCACCGCUGCUACGGCUACUACGGUGCAAGCACCACCGGUCUACUCGACUCUCUCGCCUCCUUCCUACAACUCCGCAUCGUCCGAUACAAACUCAGUACUCUCUGGUACAUCGACGUCGAAGAAAUUCUUUGGUAAAAUGUGGAAUUCGGGACAUGAAGAGAAGAGUGAGAAGCAGAGGAAGGUAGAGGAGAAGGAGGUCAGGGCUACGGCUAGGGCGGUGUAUUUUUCUUUGCAGUAG